Molecule: messenger RNA, 2792 nt
Organism: Hyposmocoma kahamanoa
Lineage: Eukaryota; Metazoa; Arthropoda; Insecta; Lepidoptera; Cosmopterigidae
Product: monocarboxylate transporter 14-like
Exons: 6
Coding region: 345-2792 (815 amino acids)
Biological process (GO): transmembrane transport; monocarboxylic acid transport
Molecular function (GO): monocarboxylic acid transmembrane transporter activity
Source: RefSeq, a predicted model, not a curated record
GUGCCUUCGGGAAAAAUAUUUAAAAAAGUAUCAUAAUUUUAAUAACUAACUUGCAAAUACCGCCAUCUGCCAUCGGUGCGCAAUCGAAAGUCCUUAAUAAAUAUUAAUUCAACUGAUCCAGAAGCGGCGCCAGCGUGCGCCGACAUUCCAACACGCGUUUAUGGGUGACGUCACACCUCUCCUGAUACAUAUGGUCUCCCAAAACAAACCCAACACCUUAAAGCUGAACAGCGUGGCUAGGCAGUCCCGACUGUACUCCGCACGAGACCCAAGAUUAAGAACUUAAACCCGAAUGAAACAAUACAACACACUGCCAGUAUUAAAUUAAGAUAAUAGUUUAAAACAUGGAGUUCGAAUUCGACCAGCCCAACGUGAAACUCAGGAAUAGUCGCACUCCGAAAAAUAAAGACGUUGAUCCGACUGUCAGAGAGUCUUUGCUGUCCGAUUCCACAUCAGGCAUUGUUAAAGGCGAAGGGGAUGAUUUGACCAGUGUUGGAUCUUCUUCCUUUUCAAGCCCUGAUUUGGAAGAAAAGAGAGAAAGGGUAUUAACGGUUGUCAGCAAGAAUGCUAUUAACUGUAAUAAAUACAACAAACAAAAGGAAGAAGAAGAAGAUGAGAAACUUCCAAAACAAGUUCAAAUUACCACAAACCCGAUAAAUUUGAUUCAAAUUGUUCAGAAUGACGCCCAGAAGGACAACUCUGAAUUUGAAAAGGAUGACGAUAAUGAUAAUAAAGAGAAAGUGAUGAUUCCUGACGGUGGUUGGGGUUGGGUAGUGGUACUAGCAUCUUUUAUAAUAUCCAUGAUUGCAGAUGGUAUAAGUUUUUCUUUUGGUCUCCUUUACAUUGAGUUUCUAGAUGAAUUUCAAGCUAGUAAAUCUACUACAGCCUGGAUUGGAAGCCUGUUUAUUGCCGUCCCUUUACUUUCUGGACCAGUGAUGAGUGCUCUAGUGGACAGAUAUGGAUGUAGAAGUAUGACAGUUUUGGGUGGAAUAAUUUCAACUAGUGGAUUUGUCCUUGCUUCGAUUUCGACUACUUUAGAAAUGAUGAUGAUAACUUUUGGAGUUAUUGCUGGAUUGGGACUUGGCCUGGUUUACGUAACUGCAGUGGUUUCAAUAGCUUAUUGGUUUGAAAAGAAGAGGAAUUUGGCUGUUGGUUUGGGAGCCUGUGGUACUGGAGUCGGUACAUUUGUUUACGCCCCAAUGACACAGUACUUUAUUGAAGAAUACGGAUGGAGAGGUACAAUUCUAUUACUGUCUGGAACAUUGUUGAAUCUUUGUGUGUGCGGUUGCGUGAUGCGAGACCCUGAAUGGUGGAUACUGGAGCAAAAGAAACAGAAGAAUAGCGAUGGUAAACUGAAAAAAGAGGAUGAAAAAUAUUCAAGUUCUUGUUCGAUUAAUACGGCUUAUAUUUUCGACUUUGACGCUCCGUCAAAGGGAAAAAGCAUGAAAGGAUUGAUUCAAAGAGGUAUGUGUCCAGAGAAAGUGAUUAAGAAUGAAGCUGCUCAUAUACGCCGUCACCAAAAUAUGAUACAGUUUAAGGAGAAAUAUUGCCAAGGAAAACUAAGAUGUGAAUCCAUGGUGGACAUACCGACUUACCUCGCUUUCAGCGACAAGACAUCAAUGAAAUUGCUCGAUUCUUUAGUGAAGAACAUAAGCAAGGACUACGAUAUGGAAGUGAAAUAUCCACCGUUUGCUAUCAAUAGAACUAAACAAAGAACUACAUCGAUUGAUUCCCCUAAAUCACCAGAAAUUGACAAUAGUCCUCCAGUGGUAACUUUCACAAAACAGCCGUUGCAUAGAACACACUCAGACAAAUAUGACUUUAAGAAGGAAAAAUCUUUUGAAGACUAUCAACUUAAGAACCCUGAACAAGGAGAUAUGUCACAAAAUAUGUCUGCUGACAAUAAAACACUCAACAAGCAAGACAGUAAAGAAAACAGAAGAGAUUGGUUGAAGAAGCAAUUAUCGGUGAACCAUCAUUAUUUAAAAGAUCUCAAAAUGCCUAUAAAUUCAAUAAGUCACAGAAAUGCAAUGUUAAACAUAAAGAGAUACAGAUUGAAAGCGUCGUCUUGUCCGGACAUCUUUAAGAAUUCCAUGAUAACCAUUAAUGAAAAAGAAGAGAAAUGGUACGACGACUGCGUAAGCUGUCUUGCGGACAUGUUCAACAUCACACUUUUUAAGAAGAUGACGUUUAAUUUUCUAUGUCUCGGCACUAUCAUUCUGUUCAUCUGGUUCAUCGUGCCUUAUUUUUACCUUGCGGAGCACAUGAGUCAUAAGGGUUAUAGCGAAGACGAUGGAGCUGUCAUGCUAAGUGUGAUUGGCAUAACUAAUACUAUUGGAAUGGUGGGCUUGGGCUGGAUUGGCGACUUUCCAUCAGUCUCCAUCGGCAACCUCUACGCCGUCUGUCUGGUCCUCUGCGGUGCCACUGUAGCCACUAUUCCCGUAGCAGUCUACAAUUACUGGUUCCUUCUCUCCAUUUCUGCAGCCUUUGGUCUUCUCUUCGCAGCGUCCUUUACUUUUACUCCAAGUUUGUUGGUAAAACUGGUGUCAUUGGAUGACUUUACCACUGCUUAUGGUUUGGUGCUACUUGCGCAGGGAAUUGGACAUUUGAUUGGACCACCAUUGUCAGGACUAAUCUACGAUUUGACAUUGUCGUGGGAGCUCUCCUUCUAUCUGGCGGGAGGCUGGAUUGUCCUCGCCGGAGUGCUAAUCGCUUUCAUCCAGCCGAUCCUCAGCUACCUGCAGAGGAAGGAAGACGCUUUAGAUAGAGGAAGUAACUCUAGCAUGGCUUAG